This is a messenger RNA of Lycium barbarum (goji berry), 3454 nucleotides long. RefSeq names its product receptor-like kinase TMK3. The record is from RefSeq and is a predicted model, not a curated record. Gene Ontology annotation, molecular function: protein binding; protein kinase activity; ATP binding. The transcript is spliced from 2 exons. Gene Ontology annotation, biological process: protein phosphorylation. Lineage: Eukaryota; Viridiplantae; Streptophyta; Magnoliopsida; Solanales; Solanaceae. The coding region runs from base 352 to 3216 and encodes 954 amino acids.
AAUUUUCCCUCUAACAGACUCCAUCAUAUGGUGUAGUGUAGUUUCUUGGAUACGAAAGAUCCACUUUUUAUGGUCAUUUCUUGCUCCUUAUAGAUUCUUCAUUUUCAUUUCUUUUCUUUAAAAAACAUUUUUUUUUUAAAUUUAACUUUUUAUGACACUCUAAAUACCAGUAAACCACUGUGAUUGUAACAACAAGAACACCAUAACAGUAUCAAGCAUUGUACUUUUUCUCACUCCAAUUAUAAUUCUCUCUUUCUCCCUUUUCUUGUCUCAAGAUUUGACAUUGUGUCUUCAAGAACAACUCCAUUAGGUAGCAAAGUUAGUAGCUUUCUUGGUUAAUGCAAUGCCCAAAUGGUGCUUUGUAUAUCAUCAUCUAUGAAGUUUUUUUUCCAACACAUAUGGUUUGUUAUAGUCCUGUUUCUUGCUUUUGUUUCACUUGUUUUUAGUGUCACUGACCCUAAUGACUUAGAUAUUAUCAAUGAGUUUAAAAAAGGUUUGGAAAAUCCUGAACUUUUGAAGUGGCCUGAAAAUGGUGGAGACCCUUGUGGUACUCCAGUUUGGCCACAUAUUGUAUGUACUGGUAAUAGAAUUCAGCAAAUUCAAGUUAUGGGGUUGGGUUUAAAAGGCCCUUUACCUCAAAACUUGAAUAAGUUGUCAAAGUUGACAAAUUUAGGCUUGCAAAAGAACAAAUUUAGUGGAAAGUUGCCAUCUUUAAGUGGUUUGUCUGAAUUGAGAUAUGCUUAUUUGGAUUUCAACCAGUUUGACACAAUCCCAUCUGAUUUUUUUGAUGGACUUGUGAAUCUACAAGUUUUGGCUUUGGAUGGAAAUCCUUUGAAUGCUACCAGUGGUUGGUUAUUGCCAAAAGGGUUACAAGAUUCAGCUCAGUUGACUAAUUUGACAUUGAUGAAUUGCAAUUUGGCUGGUCCUUUACCUGAGUUUCUUGGAGUUAUGUCUUCUUUAGAGGUUUUGUUGUUGUCUACUAAUAGAAUUUCAGGGCCUAUUCCAAGUACUUUUAAGGAUGCAGUGUUCAAAAUGCUUUGGUUGAAUGAUCAAUCUGGUGAUGGGAUGAGUGGACCAAUAGAUGUUGUUGCAACAAUGGUGUCACUCACAAGUCUUUGGCUUCAUGGGAACAAAUUUUCAGGUAAAAUCCCAAAGGAGAUUGGUAAUUUAACAAACCUGAAAGAUUUCAAUGUGAACACAAAUGAACUUGUUGGUUUAAUCCCUGAAAGUUUAGCAAACAUGCCAUUAGACAAUCUUGAUUUGAAUAACAAUCAUUUUAUGGGACCAGUACCUAAGUUUAAGGCUAUUAAUGUUAGUAGUUUUGAGUCCAACUCUUUCUGUCAAACCAAACAAGGUGCAACUUGUGCCCCAGAGGUUAUGGCACUUUUAGAGUUUCUUGAUGGGGUGAAUUAUCCUUCUAGGCUUGUUGAAUCAUGGUCCGGAAAUGACCCUUGCGACGGACGUUGGUGGGGAAUAAGCUGUGCCAAUGUGCAAAAAGUUAGUGUCCUAAACUUGCCUAAGUCUAAUCUUUCCGGGACCUUGAGUCCUUCGAUCGCGAACCUUGAAUCCGUUACUCACAUUUAUCUUGGAUCCAAUAAUCUUUCUGGUAUUGUUCCAUCUAGUUGGACUAGUUUGAAAUCUCUAUCUGUCCUUGAUUUGAGUAAUAACAAUAUUUCCCCACCAAUGCCAAAAUUUUCCACCCCUUUGAAACUUGUUCUAACUGGAAAUCCCAAACUUACAUCUAGUCCAAACCCUUCACCAAACAACAACACGACCCCUGCGAAUUCAUCCUCGUCGUCCGUGCCAUCUUCACGAUCAAAUGGUUCAAGCACGGUGAUUGUCAAACCGGUUGAGCACUCACCGGAAAAGAAGGAAAAGUCUAAGAUAGCCAUAGUUAUGGUACCUAUUGCUGGUUUUCUACUUUUGGUUUUUCUUGCUAUUCCACUGUACAUUUAUGCCUGUAAGAAGAGUAGUAAAGAUAAGCAUCAAGCUCCAACUGCUCUUGUGGUUCAUCCUAAAGAUCCAUCCGAUUCUGAUAAUGUGGUCAAGAUUGCAAUUGCCAAUCACACUAAUGCAAGUGGUUCUGCUAGCAGACAUAGUGAUGAGUCCCAUAUGGUUGAAGCUGGGAAUUUGCUCAUAUCAGUUCAAGUACUACGGAACGUGACUAAGAAUUUUUCUCCAGAAAAAGAACUUGGGCGUGGUGGUUUUGGUGUGGUAUAUAAGGGAGAAUUAGAUGAUGGGACACAAAUAGCUGUCAAAAGAAUGGAAGCUGGAAUUAUUAGCAACAAAGCUUUGGAUGAAUUUCAAUCCGAAAUUACUGUUCUGUCCAAAGUUCGGCAUCGGCAUUUAGUGUCUCUACUGGGAUACUCAGUUGAAGGUAGGGAAAGAAUUCUGGUUUAUGAGUAUAUGCCACAAGGUGCACUUAGUAGGCAUCUUUUCCACUGGAAAAACUACAAAUUGGAGCCUCUUUCUUGGAAGAAAAGGCUUAAUAUUGCCUUAGAUGUUGCUAGAGGGCUGGAGUAUUUACACACACUGGCUCAUCAGAGCUUCAUACAUAGAGAUUUCAAAUCCUCAAAUAUCUUGCUCGGUGAUGAUUUCCGAGCAAAAGUGUCCGACUUUGGACUCGUGAAACUUGCUCCUGAUGGAGAGAAAUCUGUGGUCACGAGGCUGGCCGGAACUUUUGGAUAUCUGGCACCUGAAUAUGCUGUUACGGGUAAAAUCACCACGAAAGCAGAUGUUUUUAGCUUCGGCGUUGUGUUAAUGGAGUUGUUAACUGGGAUGAUGGCACUUGAUGAGGAUAGACCCGAGGAAAGCCAGUACCUGGUUUCAUGGUUCUGGAACAACAAAUCAUCUAAAGAGAAACUUAUGGCAACCGUUGAUCCAGCUCUAGACGUGAAAGAGGACAUAACCGAGAGCAUCUCAACCUUAGCUGAACUUGCUGGUCAUUGCACUGCAAGAGAACCUGGGCAACGACCCGAUAUGGGCCACGCCGUGAACGUGCUAUCCCCGCUUGUUGAGAAAUGGAAGCCUCUCGAGGAUGAUCCCGAGGACUAUUGUGGUAUUGACUAUAGUCUUCCCCUCAAUCAAAUGGUCAAAGGCUGGCAAGAAUCGGAAGGAAAAGACUUAAGUUACGUGGACCUCGAGUACAGUAAGGGUAGUAUUCCUGCAAGACCAACUGGAUUUGCAGAUUCCUUUACAUCAGCUGAUGGUAGAUAAAAGUAUGUACUUCUAUGUAGAUAUCAAUUUUCUUUGUAUUGUGUGAGAUUUUGUUCGUAUUCUCCACGUGUUUUCUUUCAUUUUCCCCCUUCAACGUGAAUGUAUUAGAAACAACUUAAAAAGGCAACAAUAUCUAAUGUGUUAGCCUUAGUUCCUUCUGUAGAUAAAGAAUAGUGACAAGUCACUAUUUUCAUCAUCUACUCUGGUGAGAUUUAAGAGUAUUUUGUACAACAGCUUA